UUAAUCAUUUACAGUAAAUAGGAUUAAACAGUAAGAAUUGAAAGUGUGAGAGACAGAGGAAGAAAUUUUUACCUCGCAGAGGAUUGGCGGUGGUGAAUUCAUGCAGUUUUGUGCUUUUAAAAGCCUGAGCAACGCAGGGUCGGAGACACAAGUCAAUAUCUUCCUCUGUCUCUCUCUAUCUUCCUCGUCAACUGAGACUUUAAGCUAGAUGGAGGGAAUUGAAGAAGCAGAGGUCAAUUGGUUUGAUGACUUUGACUUCUCCCAAAUGGAGUUCAUGCAGGAACUGCAGGAAAACUGCCCUCAGGUCAUCUCAUCGCCGAGCGUGGAAGAUUCCCAAGCUGAUGAGCACUGUGAAUCAACCAAUAUCAGCAAGCUCAUCUACUCGGGUCCAACCAUCAGCAAUAUCGAAAGGGCAUUGUCUAUGUCCAAUGGCCUGGGCAAUUCUCAGCCACCAGUUUCUUUACCGGACAAGGGUUUGGGGAAAAUGGAUCACAAGUACAUAAUGAGGAUCAAGACCUGUGGCAAUGGGCUCGAAGAUGAUGGUUACAAAUGGAGAAAAUAUGGGCAAAAAACCAUCAAGAACAGCCCCAAUCCGAGGAGUUACUACAGAUGCACCAACCCAAGAUGCAAUGCCAAGAAACAGGUGGAGAGGUCGAUGGAAGACCCAGAGACGCUGAUCGUCACCUACGAUGGCCUCCACCUCCAUUACACCUACUCGCAUCUCCUCUUCCCUCGGUCGCCGGACAUCUCCACGGCCGCCGAAAUUCACGUGGCUAAGAAGCUCAAAUGCCAGCCCAAGGCCGAGACGGCACGACCGAUCAGUGCGCCGCUAGUGGAUGCGGACGUCGCGCCGCUGCAGGGAAUUUUUGAGGAUGGCUCGGAAGGUCUGCUCGAAGACGUGGUGCCGUUGCUGGUGAGGAAGCCCUGCGGCUCGAACGCAUCGUCGUACGAGCAUUCAAGUGCUUCGUCGCCGACGUCCUACUCUUCGCUGUCGUGGGCCACCAACUCCUGGUACUUUGACCGUGGCAUUCGAUCGAGCAUCUUGUGAGCGGGUCCAUUAGCGACGAUGUGUGAGACAAUAAAUAUGAUGGAUAAAUAAAAUUGCUGUGGAUGUUCUAUAAGUAUCAAUUGU
This is a messenger RNA of Zingiber officinale, 1132 nucleotides long. Its product is annotated as probable WRKY transcription factor 49. The record is from RefSeq and is a predicted model, not a curated record. The transcript is spliced from 3 exons. Bases 209 to 1048 code for a protein of 279 amino acids. Gene Ontology annotation, molecular function: DNA-binding transcription factor activity; sequence-specific DNA binding. Gene Ontology annotation, biological process: regulation of DNA-templated transcription. NCBI's taxonomy places the organism in Eukaryota, Viridiplantae, Streptophyta, Magnoliopsida, Zingiberales, Zingiberaceae.